UCCGCUAAGCCAUUGUAUUGGUCGUGUCGGUCAAAGUCGUCCGAAGGGCAUGAUUUUCCGCGCCUCGUGCCUGUUUAUAAUACACAUAUAUGAGCGAUGUAUAACAGAGACGGAGCAUCGAACGAGACGACCAAAAUCAGUAGCAGCGGAGCACGGACUCCGUCAUUCGAUCGCCGCACGCAGUAUAGUGAUUAGCGAAGCCACCAUAGAGAGAAGCAUCUCGCGGAGUGCGCUUCCUCGUAUCGAUUCGUUUCUUUUUCUCAUUUUUUUUUCGCGCUUGUUUUUUGUUUCUAUUUUUUUCCUCCGUGGUUGAAAUUGUUCCAAGUGUGGCGAAACUUUACAUGAUUCGUGUGGAUUGUUUAAUUUAAAUCACUCGCAAAGCAGCAGCAGCCGCCGCCUCGUUUGCCGACCGUUAUUUGUUUUCGUUUUUCACGGCUCCGGAUAAAGUGUAUGCGAGUGGGUUUGUUGUUCGCUGGUGUGUGUGUGUGCGUGUGUGUUUUGACAGUUAUUAUCGAUAAAAUAUGCGGAUAAAAACCGUACCGAGGCAAGUGCCGCGGCGCCACGAUCUUCACGACUAUCAUCAUCUGCACUGGAGAUCGAGACUGCGCAGCAGCUAUCCCAAGAACGGAGUCGAGCUGCAGUAUUUGCUGAAGAAACGCGUACCCGAGGUCACGAAGCCACACAUCAGGACCAUCAAUUUCACUAAUUACCAGGAUAUCAUCGACGUGGUCGACUUUACGGUUGAUGCACAGAAUGGCACGCAGCAGCAGCAGCCGCCGCCGCCGCUGGAGUGUAAACAAGAGGGAUCAACGACAAUCAAGUCAGAGGUUGUCGAUCUGUCGUGUAAGUCCGUUGGAGCUCUGCCAACCGACAAGUUCAAGGACACGUAUCUCUACCAAAUCAUGACCGAUCCCAACUUCAUGCAGAUUAUCCGUGAGAAGCAGCAGGCCGGGCCCGGUGUUACGUCGACUUGUGCGCCGCUAGUGCAGCCGGAGAUGCUGCAGCAAGCAGCAGCGACCAGGACGAGUCCAGUCAAAGAAGAGUCGUCGUUGGUGGUGUCAACCACGACAACGCAGCAACAGCAAGCCAACGGCAACAGUGGCGACGUCGACGUUGACUCCUGCAAACAAAACAGUAACAACAACCACAACAACAAUAACAACAACAACAACAACAACAACAACAACAACAACAACAACAACAAUAACAACAGUAGUACAUUGUGCCCUUACUGCAAGAAGGACUUUGCGAGCGAGGCCGAACUGAAGAAGCACCAGAACGGCCAGCUCGACGAGCUGACCCAGCAGCUGAGCUGCUGCGCCUGCGGCAAGACCUUCGCCCAGAAGCGCUACCUGCGCUACCAUCAGCGCUCGCACUCGGAGCGCAAUCAGUACGCCUGCGUCAUCUGCACGCGCAAGUACUCGCGCCACGACAAUCUCACGCGCCACAAGAUCUUCCACACGAACCCGAACAAGUUCCCCUGCACCUACUGCGAGCGUACCUUCGCCCGCAAGGACCUGCUCAACAAGCACCUCAAGUGCCACGAGAACAAGUACAAGUAUCACUGCCAGAUCUGCCAGAAGUACUUCAAGGGCCCGAUCACGCUGCACAAUCACACCAAGCUCUUCCACUCAAAUCCGGAGAUCAGCAGCACGUCGAGCGCCGACUCGAGCAUCACCAAUGCGUCCGAGUCCGCUUGAAUUCAUGCAACCAGUCGCUAUCGUAAUAUAUCGUCUGCCGCGAGUGCGCGAUUCAACUUCUUUUCAUUGUUAAUUUUUUUUUGUUGCUUCGAGCAAAUAUUUUUUUUCGAUUUAAUUAUGCGUAUGUAAAUAUAAUGAUUACGCAUGGAAUCUAAAUAAUGUAAUGCUAUACCUAUAAGUCAAUUGUUAAUUGUUAUUUUUUAUAAGGUUUAGUACUUAGCGUUCUACGAAUUUAUUCUCGUUUCUGUGAUUUAUAUAAAAAAAAGAAUUAGUUAAACGAAAAUUUAAUUUUCU
Trichogramma pretiosum is the source of this 1994-nucleotide messenger RNA. RefSeq names its product zinc finger protein 184-like. Gene Ontology annotation, cellular component: nucleus. NCBI's taxonomy places the organism in Eukaryota, Metazoa, Arthropoda, Insecta, Hymenoptera, Trichogrammatidae. The transcript has 2 exons. The record is from RefSeq and is a predicted model, not a curated record. Gene Ontology annotation, molecular function: DNA-binding transcription factor activity, RNA polymerase II-specific; RNA polymerase II cis-regulatory region sequence-specific DNA binding. Gene Ontology annotation, biological process: regulation of transcription by RNA polymerase II. Bases 522 to 1700 code for a protein of 392 amino acids.